Molecule: messenger RNA, 495 nt
Organism: Camellia sinensis
Lineage: Eukaryota; Viridiplantae; Streptophyta; Magnoliopsida; Ericales; Theaceae
Source: RefSeq, a predicted model, not a curated record
AUGGUCAUAGAACCAUCCAACUGUACAUUUGAAAUAUUCAUGCGACGGCGCAAAGAGAUCGUGUCGUACAACGGCGGCGACCAGGGGUUCUUGAAUGAGGUGUUUGUGUGGUGGCACAGGUUGCCGAGGAGGGUGAAUUUUUUGAAGAACUUUUGGUCGAAUGGGUCAGUGGAGGCGGGUGUGAAGAACCAGCUAUUCGGGUCGGAUCCUCCGAAGCUGUAUGCGAUACAUUACCUGGGGUUAAAGCCGUGGCUGUGUUACAGGGACUAUGACUGUAAUUGGGACAUUGCUGAUCAGAGAGUGUAUGCUAGCGACAUCGCACACCACAGAUGGUGGAUUUUUUUCGACGCCAUGGAUAACAACUUGCAGAAGCUUUGUGGCUUGUCCGACCAAAGAAAGAUUGAGUUGGAAUGGGAUAGGAAGCUCGCUAGGAAAGUUGGUUUUCCUUAUCGUCAUUGUUGGAUUAAUGUCACUGAUCCACGACGGUUCAACUGA